Spirodela intermedia is the source of this 1971-nucleotide messenger RNA. Lineage: Eukaryota; Viridiplantae; Streptophyta; Magnoliopsida; Alismatales; Araceae. The record is from the annotation of a GenBank genome assembly.
AUGCCGUCCAGACCCUUCCCGCCUCCCGGCACUGCCGCCGCCCACCGGCGGCCCACCUCCGCCCGAGUCCGCCUCCUUCUCGUCGCCCUCACCGUCUCCUUAUCCUCCCUCUUCCUCCUCGUCCUUCUGUUCCUGCUCUUAUACCUGUACUUCGCCCUGCUCGACCGGUCCCCUCCCACUCUCCCCUUUGACACCGGCGGCGCCACCGCCCCCUCGGUUCCGCCGCCGCUCCUCCGGCUCCGUCGCUUCUCGUACCGGGAGCUCAAGACCGCCACCGGCGACUUCGACGCGGCCCACUCCCUCGGCCGCGGCGGGUCCGGGUCCGUCUUCCGCGGGGUCCUCCCCGACGGGAAGACCGUCGCCGUGAAGCUUCUGGACCCGGCGGCGCCAGGCGGCGGUGCAUCCGCGGGGAUGGUGGCGGACCGGGAGUUCCAGAACGAGUUGCAGGUGCUGGGGGGGAUGCUAUCUUCUUCCUCCUUCGUCGUCUCCCUGCUGGGCUACUGCGUGGAGAAGAAGAGGAGGGUGCUGGUGUACGAGUACCUGGCCAACAGGAGCUUGCAGGAGGCGCUCUUCGGGGAUGGAUCGCCGGAGUUGGACUGGCGGAGCCGGUUCAAGAUCAUCCUCGACGUGGCGCAGGGGCUGGCCUUCCUCCACCAGGAAUGCGAUCCUCCGGUGAUCCACGGGGACAUUAAACCUGGCAAUGUACUGCUGGCGGCGGACUUCAGCGCCAAGAUCUCUGACUUCGGCCUCGCCAGGGUAAAGACCGACGGCGGCGGCGGCGCUGACCUGGGAGGGAUAGAGCUGUUCAGCCAGGAUCUGGGCCGCAGCGAGGAGCUCUGGAGGAGCCAGGAGACCCACCUUCAAGGAGGAUUCAACGGAGACUGUCCCAAGGUGAAGGAAUCAGCGGCCGGCGAGGAGGAGCUGGGCAGUGUUGACUUCAGCAGGGAGUUGACUGGGCACCCUUCGUCCUCGCCGAUUGACCCGGGUUCAGCCCGGAUGGGGAACGACUGGUGGUGGAGGCAGGAAGAUGGCGGCGGCGAGGAGAAGAGCAGGGACUAUGUGAGGGAGUGGAUUGGGAGCCAGAUUUGCUCUUCGAGGAAUCCCGACUGGGACGACGAAAAGAAGAGCUCCUCCUCCCCGAAGAAGUCCGAUGCCGGCGGCUGCUCUCUCCUGGCAGAGAAGCCGCACGAUCCAGAGGUGCCAGAGGCCGCAGCCGGCGCCUACGAGAAGAAACACAAGAAGAUGAGGGAGUGGUGGAAGGAGGAGUACUUCGGGGAAAUCAGCAAGAAGACGACGACCAGCACCACCGGCAGCCGGCGUUUCGCGUGGUUCCCCUCCGGCCGGAGCAGCCACGACGGCGACGACGCUGACAGCACCGCCGCCGCCGGCGACUGGAGGAAGGAGAGGGAGAAGGAGAAGAAGAAGAAGAAAAGGAGGAGGAAGAGGGGGAGGAGCUGCUCACCGAGGAGUGAGAUGUGGAGCGGGGACCUCCUCAGCAGGGAGCUAAGCAGCACGACCAGCAUGCGGGGGACGAUCUGCUACGUGGCACCGGAGUACGGGGGGAGCGGGUACCUGAUGGAGAAGGCGGAUAUAUACAGCUUCGGGGUGCUGAUCCUGGUCAUCGUCUCCGGGAGGAGGCCCCUCCAUGUUCUGGCCUCUCCCAUGAAGCUGGAGAAGGCCAAUCUGAUAAGCUGGUGCAGGCAGCUGGCGCAGGCGGGGAACGUGCUGGAGCUGGUCGACGAGAAGCUGAGCCAGUCGCCGGCCUACGACGAGCACCAGGUCUCCCUCUGCAUCAACCUCGCGCUGCUCUGCCUGCAGAGGGCCCCCGAGCUGAGGCCGGACAGCGGGGAGAUUGUUAAGAUCUUGAAAGGGGAUAUGGAGCUCCCACCUCUGCCCGUUGACUUCUCGCCGUCCCCGUCCUCCGCUCUCUUCGGCCGGCCACGGCGGAAGGCUACCUCCGAAGCAGUGUAG